AGUUUUAUCACCUCUGCUGCUCCCAAUUGGCUCCUGUGCAUGAUACAGCCCUAGAAAAAGACAGAUCAAUAUUAUCUUGUUAGCUUUGCUGCUGGCUGCUGUCCCUCUCUGCUCCUGUUGGUAACAUUCCACUCCGGGAUAAUAUACAGCACCCUAAUACUCGCCCAAGGACUGCGUUGGUGGCGUAAAGAUGCUGCCCAAGAUAAUCCCAACACUGAUACUGUGGGCAGUGUGCCAUCUUAAAGUUGAUGGAGUUACCACAAUCCAUCAAAAAGGCUACUGUUCCAUGUAUGAAGAAUGUGGUUUGAACCCAGAAGUGUCAGGCAGUUUGAUCAAACCUUUAAUCCCCUGUGAAUCCAAUACAGAAGCUAAGAAAGUUAAUGAGGUACACAUGACAUUUCUUAAAGAUGUCUGCCCGCAGAUGGUUACAGGAGAAGACAGUACAUAUGUCUGCUGUUCCAUCAAACAGCUGCAGAGCAUCAAAGCCAGCUUUGCACUUUCCAAAGUCAUACUCAGCCGUUGCCCAUCUUGUGCAGAGAACUUUGCCAAUAUUUACUGCCAGAACAUCUGCAGUCCUGAUCAGAGCACCUUUACCAAUGUCACCCGCACCCACACCAUGAACGUAAGUGGAAAUAUUGAACAGGGUGUUCUGGAGUAUGACUGCUAUUUCCGACGCCAGUUUGCUGAUGAAUCCUUCAACUCUUGUAAGAAUGUACGUCUCCCUGCUACAGGGGGCUAUGCUAUAGCUGCCAUGUGUGGUAAGUAUGGGGCAGAACUGUGCACUAGUCAGCGUUGGCUGGAUUUUCAAGGAGACACAAGCAAUGGACUAGCUCCAUUAGAUAUUAACUUUAAUUUGAUGGACAGUAACACAGAGAUUGGCCACGGUAUUGUGCCACACUAUAGCAGAGUUUGGAGCUGUAGUGAAGGACCAGGAAAUUCUACAGACAAUGUGUGUACCUGUCAGGACUGCAAAGAGUCAUGCCCCAAAAUACCUGCUCCAGAACCUUUACCUGACCCAUUCCAGAUAGGGCAUUUGGAUGGCUUUUUGGUAGUAAGCUUGGCUGUUUUUGCAGCUUUGUUGUUGCUCUUCCUUCUGUUCUUUGUGAUUAGCUGCUGUAUAAAUGCCAAAAAAGAAAAGAAAGAACCUAAAGAAAUCCCACGGGUUACUCGAGCUGACCUGAACUGCUCAGAGAAACUGAGUCUAAAAACCAACAAGGCACUGUCCAGAUCAUUCAGAUGGUGGGGCACUCUUGUAGCUUCAUAUCCCAAGACAGUUAUUGGGGUAUCUUUAAUUGUCGUAAUUAUUCUCUCUGCUGGUAUCAUCCUGAUCAGGCUUACCACUGACCCAGUGGAACUGUGGUCUGCUGUCAACAGCCAAGCAAGACAAGAGAAAGACUUUCAUGAUGCCAAUUUUGGGCCAUUUUUCAGAACGAACCAGCUAAUCAUCACAGCGAAGAACCGUGUUUCAUAUCCCUAUGACUCUCUCUUUUUUGGAAAACUGAACUUUAGUGGUAUUCUCUCCCCUGAUACUAUUAUGGAAAUGCUGGAUCUGCAGGAAAAGGUGCAAAACAUUGUGGUGUGGUCGGAAAAACACCAGAAAAAUGUCACUCUGAAAGAUAUUUGCUAUGCUCCCCUGAACCCUUCCAACCCGACCCCCACAGACUGCUGUGUGAAUAGCCUCAUGCAAUAUUUCCAGAAUGACCGUGCCAAAUUUGACUUGGAGGUGACACAGACAAUGUCUGGACAAACAGGCACUGUAGGAUGGAGGGACCAUUUUAUGUACUGCGUCAACUCCCCCCUGUCGUUUAAGGACAUCACAGAUCUAGAGCUCAGCUGCAUGGCUGAUUAUGGGGCCCCUGUCUUCCCGUUCCUUGCAGUUGGAGGAUAUAAAGAUGGCCAGUUCUCUGAGGCAGAGGCUCUUAUUCUCACCUUCUCACUGAAUAAUUAUCCCCGUACUGACCCUCGCUUUGACUUUGUGUUGCUUUGGGAGAAGAGGUAUCUGGAGAUCAUAAAGGAAUAUAAGGAGAAUCCCAAAAGCAACCUGACCUUUGGUUACAUGGCUGAGCGCUCCCUUGAGGAUGAAAUUAAUCGAACCACCACAGAAGACAUUCCCAUCUUUACCAUCAGCUACCUGGUGAUCUUCAUCUACAUAGCGUUGGCCCUGGGCGAGUACAGCAGCUGCCGGCGAGUGUUGGUUGACUCCAAGGUGACUUUGGGUUUAGGAGGGAUCCUUGUGGUCCUUGGAGCAGUAUUGUCAUCCAUAGGAUUCUACUCAUAUAUAGGAAUUCCAUCCACAUUGAUCAUUGUGGAGGUCGUUCCCUUCCUGGUGCUGGCAGUUGGAGCAGACAAUAUCUUCAUCUUUGUUCUAGAGUUACAGAGAGAUGAUCGAAGACCUGGAGAGCGGAGGGAGGAACAGAUUGGAAGAGUUCUAGGCAAUGUGGCCCCCAGCAUGCUGCUGUGCAGUGUUUCUGAGUCCUUGUGCUUCUUUUUGGGUGCUCUCACAAAGAUGCCCGCUGUCCGUACCUUUGCCCUGAAUGCUGCACUUGCCAUCCUGCUGGACUUCGUGCUUCAGAUCUCCAUGUUUGUUGCUCUUGUGUCACUAGACAGCAAAAGACAGGAGGCAUCACGUUAUGACAUCUGCUGCUGUAUUAAGACCAAAACUGAAAAACCCAAGAAGAAAUCCAAAGGACUGUUGGUCCCAUUCAUGAAAAAAGUUUAUAGCCCCAUACUGUUGAACCCAGUCAGCAGAUUCAUAGUAAUGGUGGUAUUUAUCUUUAUGUUUUGUGCUGGCCUCUAUUUUAUGAUGCACACUCGUGUGGGUCUAAAUCAGGAGCUCUCAGUGCCACUGGACUCAUACGUCCUGGAUUAUUUUGAUUAUCUUAACAGGUAUUUGGAGGUUGGUGUCCCCACCUAUUUUGUUACCACAACGGGUUACAACUUCUCCAGUUUAGAUGGGAUAAAUGGCAUCUGUUCUAGUGUUGGAUGUGACGGUGACUCUUUAACACAGAAGAUUCAAUAUGCCACCGAGUAUCCUGAUCGCUCUUACUUGGCUAUCCCUGCAUCUUCCUGGGUGGAUGACUUUAUUGACUGGUUGAACCCAACAUCUGAUUGCUGCCGCCUUCUUCUAAAUGGGACAUUCUGCUCAUCAACAAGUGCAUUGCCUGGCUGCUUGAGAAAGUGUAUGCCAAGUACCACUGGUGCACUAAGGCCAAACCUGGAACAAUUUAACACAUAUUUGCCAGUAUUUCUGAAUGACUAUCCAAAUCUGAAAUGUCCAAAGGGGGGUCUGGGAGCGUAUGAUAACUCUGUGAAAUUUAAUGAUCAGGGAGAGAUUGCAGCUACUCGUUUCAUGGCCUUUCACACGCCUCUGAAGAAUUCCCAGGAGUACACAGCUGCCCUGAAAACGGCACGGGAACUUGCUGCCAACAUUACAGAGUCACUGAGAAAGGUGCCAGGAACUGAUCCAAAUUUUAGAGUUUUCCCUUACACGAUCACAUAUGUGUUUUAUGAGCAAUACAUGACCAUCGUACAGGAGGGACUCUUCACAUUGGCUCUCUGUUUAAUACCUACAUUUGCUGUGUGCUGUAUCCUGUUGGGCAUGGACCUGCGCUCUGGGUUUAUUAACCUUAUCACUAUCAUAAUGAUUCUUAUCGACACAAUGGGCGUCAUGACUCUUUGGGGCAUAGAUUACAAUGCCAUCUCACUCAUCAACCUGGUGACGGCUGUUGGAAUAUCAGUGGAAUUUGUCUCACAUCUCACUCGUUCCUUUGCCAUCAGCAGUAAACCUAACAAAGUGGAGCGAGCCAAAGAAGCAACAAUCAAUAUGGGGAGCGCGGUGUUUGCUGGAGUUGCCAUGACCAACCUUCCAGGGAUCAUUGUGCUGGCCUUUGCCAAAGCCCAACUCAUCCAGAUAUUCUUCUUUCGCCUAAAUCUAACCAUCACCCUUCUUGGACUCGUGCACGGACUCAUCUUUCUACCUGUGGUGCUAAGUUACUUUGGUCCUGGAAUUAACCGAGCUGUAUUACUGGAGCAGCAGGAGGAAGAGGAGAAGGAAAGGAGAAAGCAGGAAGCCAGGAAGGUUGAAGAGAAUGGACACAGCAAUCUUAGCUUUGCAGAGGAGGGGAAACCGCCCCCAAGUUAGAUCCAAUACAGAACAGCACCAAAGACAGACAUUUCUGCACCAUGGCUAAGGCUAAAGCUAUGGCUUAAGGACUAGUGCAUGAACUUUUACAUGUGGAAAUUGUCACAAAA
Messenger RNA from Xenopus tropicalis (tropical clawed frog), 4251 nucleotides. It is a transcript of the gene npc1l1, whose product is annotated as NPC1 like 1. The coding region runs from base 191 to 4141 and encodes 1316 amino acids. The transcript is spliced from 20 exons. Gene Ontology annotation, molecular function: lipid carrier activity. Gene Ontology annotation, biological process: cholesterol transport. Lineage: Eukaryota; Metazoa; Chordata; Amphibia; Anura; Pipidae. The record is from RefSeq and is a predicted model, not a curated record. Gene Ontology annotation, cellular component: endomembrane system; membrane.